Limanda limanda (common dab) is the source of this 852-nucleotide messenger RNA. RefSeq names its product claudin 1 (gene cldn1). Gene Ontology annotation, biological process: cell adhesion; bicellular tight junction assembly. Gene Ontology annotation, cellular component: bicellular tight junction; plasma membrane. Bases 1 to 636 code for a protein of 211 amino acids. The transcript is spliced from 4 exons. Gene Ontology annotation, molecular function: structural molecule activity. Lineage: Eukaryota; Metazoa; Chordata; Actinopteri; Pleuronectiformes; Pleuronectidae. The record is from RefSeq and is a predicted model, not a curated record.
AUGGCCAACCCAGGGAUACAGCUCCUCGGCUUCACACUGGCCUUCCUGGGCUUCAUUGGCUGCAUAGCAUCCACAGUCAUGGUGGAGUGGAAAGCUUCGUCCUAUGCAGGAGACAACAUCAUCACGGCUCAGGCCAUGUACGAGGGCCUGUGGAAGACCUGUGUUUCUCAGAGCACGGGUCAGAUUCAGUGCAAAGUCUAUGACUCUCUUCUCCAGCUACCAGGGAUUAUUCAGGGCGCUCGAGGCCUGAUGUUGUCCUCUAUCUUGCUUUGCUUUAUUGCAAUCAUGGUGGCGGUGGUGGGCAUGAAGUGCACCACCUGCAUGGCUGAAGAGCCGGCGCAGAAGGACAAGGUGGCGCUGACUGGCGGGAUCGUCUUCAUCAUUUCUGGUCUGCUUGCUCUGGUUGGAACAUCCUGGUAUGGGCACAGAAUAGCACAGGAAUUUUACAACCCAUUUACUCCCACUAAUUCAAGGUAUGAAUUUGGAAGUGCUCUGUAUGUGGGAUGGGGAGCGGCAAGUCUCGUCCUCAUAGGAGGCUCCUUCCUCUGCUGCGGCUGCCCAGCCAAAGACUCAGGGAAGUCUCCACGCUACCCAGCGUCCAACUCUGGCGGACCGGCGGGCAGGGAUUACGUGUAGAGGGGAUAUCCCUCACUUCAUCCUCCGCUCAUGGAGGAGUGAUACACAGCAUGUGUGUUCGCAGCUGUUGAAAGGGUUGUUUGUUCAUAGUUGCUGGGGAAAUAAAGGGUUUGGUUUUCGUCCAUUUGAGAAUCCACACAUAGUAAAGACAGAUUGUUGUAAAAGAAAUGUUCUGACACUUUCACAUGUGAACAAUGAAUCCUUAGUAGAAAUGAC